AAAAAAAACAAUAAACACAUUUAGCGGUCUUUAUUGUUUGACAACACUUGGCGUCUCAAUAAGUACUUUGGUUGUGUUUGCGAUCGACUUUUGUUAACAGGAUGCGUCUGACGGCUCAUCGUAGUGUACUAAUUGAAUUUGACGGAUAUUCGUAGGGCUGAAUAGAAAAUCGGCUUGUCUUAUGAAUUGAGUCGGGAAUUGACAAUGCUGCAGGACUGUCGCAGAACGUAUUAUUUGACGCGAACUGUAUCUUAUUGGGUCGCAAAAUAAUAGACGUUGCGUUGAGGGAGAGCUAUGUUUGUAAACAUACUGUCGCUAUUGGAAUUGAAUCGUCUUUUCUGUAUCGCCGAAUGUAAAUGGAUAUGGCAGAAGAGCGCAAAAGCAGAAAGGGAAUGAGUUCUCCAAUACCAGUUCCAUCUGGAGGCUCACGUCAAAGUUAUGAUCUGUCAUCUCCUGGCCACCUUCCAGAUCAGGGGAGAGUAAUGACACCACCAAAUUCUUCAGGCCGUGCAUCAGUAGGAGCAUCGAUUGAUCAGGGGAGAGUAAUGACUCCACCAAAUUCUUCAGGACGUGCAUCAGUGGGAGCGUCGAUCAAUGUAGCAAACUGGCUUGACAACAGUGUGUCUAAAUCUGGAGAAUCUCCUGCAUCCGACAAGUUACAACCUCUAACAAGAAAAGAGUCGUACAAAGCCCAGCGCAAAAACUACUGCCGAGAGAAAAAAAGAGUGGCUAAAGAACUACUGAGCUCUCUCAAAGAUCCAUCUGUAAUUGUAUUAGCUGACUGGUUAAAAGUUCGUGGCACGCUUAAGAGUUGGACUAAGUUGUGGUGUGUGCUAAAACCAGGACUUUUACUAUUGUACAAGAGCUUAAAAUUGAAGAGUAGUCAUUGGGUAGGAACAAUCCUUCUCAAUACAUGCCAGGUAAUUGAAAGGCCUUCAAAAAAGGAUGGAUUCUGCUUCAAACUUUUCCACCCACUGGAGCAGUCCAUAUGGGCACCUAGAGGACCACACAAUGAAACGAUUGGUGCUGUUGUUCAGCCAUUGCCAACAUCUUACCUGAUAUUCAGAGCACCUUCACAAGCAGCUGGCAAGUGCUGGCUUGAUGCUCUGGAGCUCUCUCUCCGUUGUUCAUCAUUAUUGGUUAGGAGUAGUAGUGCCUGUAACAGAGGCUCAACUGAUGCUACUACCAGCCAUGAAACACAGUGGAGUGAAGCUGAUUAUGAGCGCCAUUUCAAUGAUCAUGAUUUGGAUGACCUCAGCCAGCCAGACAAUGUACCUGAACAGCUCUCACUGUCAGACUCGGAUUCAGAGGGAUCAACUGGCAAGCGAGAUGAAGUGGGUGAUCUGCUGGAUGACCCACCUGAGACCAUAUAUGUUCACCAUGAGGAACGUCCAGAAGAGUUUGGAAGUGCUGGAGAGCAAGUUGAGGAGCUAGCAGAAGAGAAUAAAUCUCUGAUAUGGUAUCUUGUAAAGCAAGUUCGUCCUGGUAUGGAUCUGUCAAAAGUUGUCCUGCCUACUUUUAUAUUAGAGCCACGGUCAUUUCUUGACAAGCUGUCUGAUUCCUACUAUCAUGCUGAUAUUCUUUCACAGGCAGUACUGGAGGAUGAUGCCUUUACCAGAAUGAAGGGUGUUGUAAAAUGGUACCUGUCGGGUCUUUAUAAAAAACCAAAAGGCUUAAAGAAACCUUACAAUCCAAUCCUUGGUGAAACAUUCCGCUGUUACUGGGAGCAUCCAAAUUCAUCUCGGACUUUUUAUAUUGCUGAACAGAUUUCACAUCAUCCUCCAGUGUCAGCAUUUUAUGUAACCAAUCGGAGAGAUGGAUUCUGCAUCAGUGCCUCAAUUUUAGCAAAAUCAAAAUUCUAUGGGAAUUCUACAUCAGCUAUUUUAGAUGGAGUGGCUGUUCUAACAUUCCUUCCACGUGGUGAAGACUAUAGCAUUACCAUACCGUAUGCACAUUGUAAAGGUAUCCUCAUGGGAACACUAACUAUGGAAUUGGGUGGGAAGGUCACAAUAGAAUGUGAAAAAACAGGAUACCGCACUGAAAUUGAGUUCAAAUUGAAGCCCUUUCUGGGUGGUGCAGAACAGACAAACAUGAUAUCGGGACAGUUAAAGUUGGGGAAGGAAACCUUGGCAACGUUGGAUGGAUACUGGGACAGCAGUGUAUUCAUCAAAGAUCGGCGUACAGGGGAGGAGCAACUUCUGUGGAAGCCUACACCUGAGAUAAAAUCAAAGAGGUUGAAACGUUACACAGUUCCUAUUGAACAUCAAGGUGAAUGUGAAUCUGAAAAUUUAUGGCAACAUGUCACUGCAGCAAUUCUACGAGAUGACCAGGUUGCCGCUACAGAAGAGAAGACGGUUUUGGAAGAAGCGCAGAGGGCUGCAGCAAAGGAACGUAAGAUAAAGGGUAUUGAAUGGAUACCAAAACAUUUUGAGCAGGAUAUUAUAUCUGGCCAAUGGGUUUACAAACAUGCUGAUCUACGGCCAUGGGAUCCCCGCAAUGAUGUAUUGCAAUAUGAAUACAGCUAUGUAAUUCAGACAAAGACAAGACACAGGACACCAAUGAUCCGUACUGCCAGCAUUGUCAGUGUUGAUCCUCAGAAUACACUUCGUCAAACAGAAUCACGCUCAUCUGUAACAGUAAUAAAGUCAUCGAAACACCAGCUUUCUACGCAAGUGAGUCCAGUUGACAGGAACAGUGGAAGCUCAUCCCCAGAAUUCCACAGUGAUUCCAGCCACACUGAAAGGCAUAAAAGUAGUUCUUGUGGGUCUGCAAGAGUGAAAGAAAGCCUCGCUGUAAUGCAGUCACAUCUUCAAGAACAGCACGAAAGGUUAUCUCGCAUUCAGCAUAAUCUAGAGCAGUUGGGGAAGCUACAAAGGGAGCAAGAGAAGGAGAGACAACUUAAUUUUAACAGGCAGUUAUACCGUGCAGCUGUUUUACUUAUUGUGAUUCAGUCCUUCAUAACAAUUAUUUUCUCUUACAUCGUUCAGUGGAAGUAAUUUACUAUUGGGUGACAUAUCUGUGUGAGCAUAUGCUUAACACAGCUGUGUACCUACUGUGACAGCUAUAGAAGAAAAAACAACCCUCUGUGAUAUAUUUUGUUUGGUUUCAAAAUGGCAUCUUUGAUCAUAAUAGUGAACUGGUUUAGUUGCGUUUAAAAUUGAGUUAGAGAUUGAAUGGCACGUAUGUUCCAUAAAACAUUUGUAAACUUUUGUAAUACUGUCACUGUAAAUUGAGCUGAUAAUGUAAGUUAUGUUCUGGUACCUCACAUUUUAUUUAAAUUGUGCUGUGACUGUUGUGCAGCUGUUUCCCAGUGAACUUAGAUUGUUCAGAUGUUGUAGAUAUUAUUUCAUUUCUGUGUUUGUAUGAAAGAGUGGUAAAUAUUGAGCCUAGUCUGUCUAGGGGCAUGGAUGAUCAGACUUGUGUUCUUUUAAAAUUUGGCGGAAAGAAAGUAAACAAGCAUCUUGCUUCUGUGUCAUUGUCAAGUGAGUGAAACUGAAAUGUGAUGUGCUUCCAACUCCCCACC
Messenger RNA from Schistocerca cancellata (South American locust), 3523 nucleotides. It is a transcript of the gene Orp8, whose product is annotated as oxysterol-binding protein-related protein 8. Gene Ontology annotation, cellular component: cytosol; intracellular membrane-bounded organelle; membrane. The transcript has 19 exons. NCBI's taxonomy places the organism in Eukaryota, Metazoa, Arthropoda, Insecta, Orthoptera, Acrididae. The coding region runs from base 357 to 2996 and encodes 879 amino acids. The record is from RefSeq and is a predicted model, not a curated record. Gene Ontology annotation, molecular function: cholesterol binding.